GGGCUAUGAAAAAAUCUGAUUUUGUUGAAAUGGGUGAGGAAGUGCUAAGCUGCGUAGAUCACAUUUCCUUCUCUUGCUUUCAGAUAAUAUGUGGGAGACUGUGGACUCCAUGCUUCCAACAUAGGAACAGGACCAGGUUGGGAAGCUGCACUUCUGAGAGAAUGCUGGGAAUUUGCAGAGGGCGACGGAAAUUCCUGGCUGCCUCUCUAACUCUGCUUUUCGUUCCUGCUAUAACCUGGAUUUACCUGUUUGCUGGGAGCUUUGAAGAUGGAAAGCCAGUGUCACUGUCUCCAAUUGAAUCCCAGCCCCAUAGCCCUCAUUACACAGCUACAAGUCAACGUGAAAGAGAAAGCCUGGAGGUCCGCAUGCGGGAAGUGGAAGAGGAAAAUCGUGCACUACGCAAGCAGCUCAGUCUGGUCCAGAGCCGGGGACUGUCCCAUCGCCGAGGGAAUCACUCAAAAACCUACUCCAUGGAGGAAGGGACGGGGGACAGUGAGAGCCUCCGGGCUGGCAUUGUGGCAGGGAACAGCUCUGAAUGUGGACAGCAGCCAGCAGUGGAGAAGUGUGAGACAAUCCACGUCGCCAUUGUAUGUGCUGGAUACAAUGCCAGUCGGGAUGUUGUCACACUCGUCAAAUCAGUCUUGUUCCAUAGGCGGAACCCUCUUCACUUCCAUCUCAUUGCAGAUGCCAUUGCCAAACAGAUCCUGGCAACCCUUUUCCAGACGUGGAUGGUCCCUGCAGUGCGCAUAAACUUCUAUGAUGCUGAUGAGCUGAAGUCUGAAGUGUCCUGGAUACCCAACAAACACUAUUCUGGCAUAUAUGGACUGAUGAAGCUGGUUCUCACAAAGACACUCCCCGCCAAUCUUGAACGAGUCAUUGUCCUUGAUACAGACAUUACCUUUGCUACAGAUAUUGCUGAGCUUUGGGCUGUCUUUCACAAGUUCAGAGGUCAACAGGUUCUUGGUUUGGUAGAGAACCAGAGUGACUGGUACCUAGGAAACCUCUGGAAGAAUCACCGUCCCUGGCCAGCUCUUGGAAGAGGUUACAAUACAGGAGUUAUUCUGUUACUUCUGGAUAAAUUGCGCAAGAUGAAAUGGGAGCAGAUGUGGAGACUCACAGCUGAAAGAGAGCUAAUGAGCAUGCUCUCCACCUCAUUGGCUGACCAGGAUAUUUUCAAUGCGGUCAUCAAACAGAAUCCCUUUCUUGUCUAUCAGCUUCCCUGUUUCUGGAAUGUGCAAUUGUCAGACCAUACCCGCUCUGAACAAUGCUACCGGGAUGUUUCUGAUCUUAAGGUGAUACAUUGGAACUCACCCAAAAAGUUGAGAGUAAAGAACAAGCAUGUGGAGUUUUUCCGCAACCUCUAUCUGACAUUCCUAGAAUAUGAUGGGAACUUGCUGAGGCGAGAGCUUUUUGGAUGUCCCAGUGAAGCUGAUGUCAACAAUGAAAAUCUACAGAAACAACUAUCUGAGCUAGAUGAAGAUGAUUUGUGUUACGAGUUCCGACGGGAGCGUUUCACUGUCCACCGGACUCACCUAUAUUUUCUACACUAUGAGUAUGAGUUUGCUUCAGAUAACACUGAUGUGACACUGGUGGCACAGCUCUCUAUGGACAGACUGCAGAUGCUUGAAGCCAUUUGUAAACACUGGGAGGGGCCAAUCAGUUUGGCACUCUAUCUUUCUGAUGCAGAGGCCCAACAGUUUCUGCGCUACGCUCAAGGUUCGGAGGUCCUUAUGAGCCGACACAAUGUUGGAUAUCACAUAGUGUAUAAAGAGGGACAAUUCUAUCCUGUGAAUCUCCUGCGGAAUGUGGCUAUGAAACACAUCAGCACUCCAUACAUGUUUCUGUCUGAUAUUGACUUCUUGCCUAUGUAUGGACUCUAUGAGUACCUCAGGAAAUCUGUUGGCCAACUGGACUUAGCCAAUACAAGAAAAGCUCUAAUUAUACCUGCUUUUGAAACUCUCCGUUAUCGCCUCUCUUUUCCAAAGUCAAAGGCAGAGCUGUUAUCUAUGUUGGACAUGGGAACACUCUUCACUUUCAGGUAUCAUGUAUGGACAAAAGGGCAUGCACCAACCAACUUUGCCAAGUGGCGAACAGCCACCACACCAUAUCGAGUUGAAUGGGAAGCAGAUUUUGAGCCAUAUGUUGUGGUAAGGCAGGAUUGUCCAGAAUAUGACCGAAGGUUUGUUGGAUUUGGUUGGAAUAAAGUUGCACACAUUAUGGAAUUGGAUGCACAGGAAUAUGAAUUCACAGUGCUCCCCAAUGCCUACAUGAUCCACAUGCCACAUGCGCCCAGCUUCGACAUCACCAAAUUCCGUUCCAACAAGCAGUACCGUAUUUGUCUCAAGACCCUCAAAGAAGAGUUCCAGCAGGAUAUGUCACGCCGUUAUGGCUUUGCCGCAUUGAAAUAUCUCACGGCUGAGAACAACAGCUAGCACCACCAGACUCUUACUGGAAAGCAAACUGAAAAGAGGAGCCGUUUCAUGUGUGUGGACCCCGUUCUUAAAUUGUGGGACACCUUUGGUUGUUUUUGGUUUUGUUUUGUUUUUAAACCACAUCAAACAGUUCUAACAGUAGAGAUUUGGAACAAGAUGUCUCUGGACGUUGCUCAAAAGCACCACACAUCCACCACCCACGAAACUUUGGUUUGAUUGACCAAGAGGUGGAUACAAAAUGUAUGGGGGUGGGAGGGACAGCACUACCCACAUCUGUUGGCAGCAUACAGGGUGGCAGUAACUCUGUAAAGCAGAUCUUUAUUCUUAAAAUUGCACACAGAUCUUCUUUGGAAUAUAGGCUUUCAUGUUACUAUUUAAUAAUGCCACAGUUUUUUAAAAAAAGAAAUGUAAAGGAAGAUCUUCAGAUUACUAUCCUGUGAAUUAAACGAACAAAAAAAGCCCCAACUUCUUAUUAAAGGAAUUUGCCUAUGUCAAACAGCUUUCGUCUAGCCACAGAGAACACCAUAAAACAAGCUGAACCAGACUUCCCCUGUCAGAUGAAUGGGAAUUAUAUCCAACCAAUGGGAUUUGUGAUAUAUUAUAUUCUGAAUAUUCACAGCAUUAUGUAUGCACUUCUGUGGCAUCACUCAGUCAUUGCUCUUAUGCUGCAAGAUGGACUCUUCUCCAACUCCCCACCACUAUCACAUGCUCUGUUCAUAUCCUUUUUUUAAAAAACCCAAAUUUCAUCCUUUCACACCUCAUAUGUAUUCCCAUAUCUAGCCAUUCCCCCAAGAAGAUCUGUGCUUUUACUGAUCUGGGAAGAUACCUAUCACUUUCAAUUUUGCUUCCACUUUAUAGGGUUUUUUCAAAGUAUUUCUUUGCAACACAGGUCAAAUUGGAAUCUAAGCUAUUGGGAAGGAAGUAUUAAUAUUUAAUUAAUUAAUAAACUCAGGUGGUUGGGGAAAAUCAGUCCAAUAGCAAUUCCACUGCACAUUCAUUUGGUGUAAGUGGACAUCAUCACUAAGCAAGAGGACUGAACCACAGAAGUACAGACUUUGGGAAACUAAUUCAGUCAAGUGUUGUUAAACUAAAACAAAAAGAAAUGUUCUAUUGGUGGGGGAGGAAAGUAUGGGAAAAUCUUGAUGGUUUUUGCUUGGAAGUGAAUCAAUUCAAUUCACUCCCAUUAUUGUAUGUGGAAGUAUGGGUGAGAAUCUUGAACAAGGAACAUUAACACAUAGACGUGCAACCCAACACUGGAUAUUUUAUUUUUUUUUAAUUAUUUCUUCAGUAUUAAUGUUGUGUUUACAUGGAUGGAGGAGAUGAAGUUUAAUGCACUACCCUUAUUUGGGGCUAUUUGUAUUUGGUUGCAAUGUUAUUCAGAGAGCAGAAUUUGAAUAAAUCAGAAUUAUGUCUC
Molecule: messenger RNA, 3846 nt
Organism: Candoia aspera
Lineage: Eukaryota; Metazoa; Chordata; Lepidosauria; Squamata; Candoiidae
Gene: LARGE1
Product: LARGE xylosyl- and glucuronyltransferase 1
Exons: 14
Coding region: 6-2432 (808 amino acids)
Biological process (GO): protein O-linked glycosylation via mannose
Cellular component (GO): Golgi apparatus
Molecular function (GO): glucuronosyltransferase activity; xylosyltransferase activity
Source: RefSeq, a predicted model, not a curated record